Molecule: messenger RNA, 3405 nt
Organism: Heteronotia binoei (common prickly gecko)
Lineage: Eukaryota; Metazoa; Chordata; Lepidosauria; Squamata; Gekkonidae
Product: apoptosis regulator BAX-like
Exons: 6
Coding region: 133-741 (202 amino acids)
Biological process (GO): release of cytochrome c from mitochondria; intrinsic apoptotic signaling pathway in response to DNA damage; positive regulation of apoptotic process
Cellular component (GO): mitochondrial outer membrane
Molecular function (GO): channel activity; protein heterodimerization activity; protein homodimerization activity
Source: RefSeq, a predicted model, not a curated record
GCCGGCUGCCUGGUCAUGUGACUCCCCAGGAGGGCGGGGGAGGAGGAGCCGGGGCCGCCAGCGGCGGCGUUCCUUCUGCGGUCCUUUGGCGUGGGUGGAGCGGAGGUGAGGCUGGUGUGGCGGAGCGCCGACAUGGCGGCAGCUGGCAGAGAGUGCGAGCCGGAGCCCCCGCCCCAAAAAGCGGGCACAACUUCUGACCAGAUCCUUAAGACAGGAACUCUUCUUCUCAAGGGCUUUAUCCGGGACCGAGCCCAGCGCAGCGGAGAUUCUGGCUAUGACGAAGUGAUAGCAGAACUUGGAGGUUCAGAGUCCCAGCCUUGUGACCCCAGCACCAAGAGACUGAGCGAGUGCCUGCGUCGGAUCGGGGACGAGCUCGAUGGCAACAUGGAGCUACAGAGGAUGAUAGAGCAAGUGCAGGGAUACCCUCCGAAGGAAGUCUUCUUCCGGGUGGCUGCAGACAUGUUCGCAGAUGGGACCUUCAACUGGGGCCGUGUGGUGGCUUUGUUCUACUUUGCAUGCAAGUUGGUCCUGAAGGCAAUUUGCACUAAAGUACCAGACCUCAUCAGGACCAUAAUUAACUGGACGAUGGAGUACAUCCAAGAGCAUAUCAUGGCCUGGAUCCAAGCCCAGGGUGGAUGGGAGGGCCUCCUAUCCUACUUUGGCACCCCGACUUGGCAAACCAUUGCUGUAUUUGCUGCCGGUGUUCUGACUGCGUCACUGACCUUCUGGAAAAUGUCUUAAUCUUCAGUCCCCUCCAGCAGGGAGGGAGGGGCACACUUUUUCAUUGUGGGAGCAAAGAGGGCAGGUACCCUCAAUUUCCUAAUCAAGAGAAAAAAAUGGGCUGUGAUUCCCCAACCCCCCCUGUUCUGGGCAAAUGAGGUUUUUUUUAUGUACUCUUUAUCUUGGUGCCUUUUUAAAAAAGCGCACACCUUUUUCAAGUGUACUUGAUGGUAUUACUUUUGCCUGUCUGUGCCUCCUGGAGGUUAGAGAGCAGCAGCCAUGGAGAUUGCUAAUUGCAGCUUUUGAAGGAUGCAGGAGCAGGGGAAGGAUGAAAUGAAGGAUGAUAGGUAGCUUCUGGUUGGUGAGAUGGCCCCACUGUUCAACCCGUGUGUGGUUUCCUAGAACAGGACAACGGGAUAUUUUGUCUUCGUGACUUCUUCAAACGAGACCGAUUCUGGUGGAACUGUGUGAGCCAGCCUCUCUCUUUUGGGAUGGGAAAUCUCAGAGGCUGAAUCGGGACACAACUCUGCAUUGGCAGAUUCAAAACUCGUCAAUGAAAUACCGAAUUCUGCCCCUCCGGGACUUGAAAUGUGGUCCGAAGUGGUGAUCAUUUGGACCACAGGUACUAAAUUACAAACACCAAGAAGCAGAGUUAUCUAGGCACCAUUUUCAAUAUUAAUUCAGCCGAUGUCAAAUGGGGGAUGUUGAAGCAAUGCCUCACAGUAGCAGGUUCUUUUGGUUUUCUGAAGAGAUGCUGAGUGGUGAUGAUGGCCAGAGAGAUGCUGGAAGACAAAAUAGGAGAGCUGUGCUUGACAAGAGGAGACCUGCACAGCUUGAGGGACCCUGGGCUGUUGGAUGGAUUCAUCUGCCUAGUUCCACCGCAGUGGAAAAGAUGCUUCCGACUGCCUGAGGAUCUUGGUGGCUUAGGGGAAAAGGAGCAGGAAAAGAGGGCAUAGCAGGCUUCCAUCUGUUCUGCAAAGGUUCUGCAAUGCACUGCCAGCCUCUUCCAGUGGAUUAACUGCCCUCUAGGUGUUCCCUAAGUUUUGUCAGCUCAGCUCAACAAACAAAAAAUGUCACCAAAUGCUUUGUUCAAUCUGUAUUUCACAUACCGUGCCCAGUAGGGACUAUCUAAUUGUGGCUGUGAUGGGGAAAGUUUGAGUAUUUGGUAUUCUCUUGUGUGGCUUCUCUUCUUUUUCUUCUCAUCUCCCCUCCCCCAAGUUGUGUGCAGUCACAAAAUACUUCCGUACAUCUGCCUGGAUGCAGAUCCCAACAUCUGGGGGUAUGCCAUCCCCCACUGUGUUGCCAUGCAGAUACUAAUUUUGUACAGAUUUGGACUAGUGUGGAAUUAACUUUCACACAAACUGGUGCUUCAGAAUUGGUUUUUUACUGUAAGGAAGUGGAGCUCCUCUCUUAGCCUAAAGCCUCUGUGUUCUGCAUUUUGGUUGAAGAGAGUUAGUUUCCAUCUCCUUACUACAUUUGGCUUUUAUUUGUGCUGGAAAUUGUUUAUGGGAGAAAAAAAUGAACUGAUCUAUAUGUUUUUUGGUGGUUCAGAGCAGCGGGGAGAUGGAUGGGAGGAUGGAGCAUGGAAUAUGUUAGAGGGCCCUCUGGCAGUGGGGUUCUUUGUUAUUUUAUCUCCUGCAGUCAGAGGUAGAGAUUAGAACUUCCUUGAGGGGGCAUCAAAUGCAUGUGGGUGGAUAGCUAAUUGAGCCAGCUGGCAAAAUCAAUUUGUAACCUUGUUGGGAAGGAGGCCUCUUUGGUCUGCUCAGCUCCUUUUCAUCUUGUCUUCCUUGUGGUUGUCCAUGUAUUUCCUACCCACCCCUGGAAGGGGGGAGAAAUGAACACAAGUGAAGAAACUAGUUUAGUUUGCUCAGGCAGGAGACUGUGAUGGCAGAAAGCUGAGGUAGCUAGCAGAAUGGACUGUACCACUUCAGAUUUCUAGUGGUAGAAUCCAACCUUGAAUGGUCAUUUUCCUUAAAGAAGGAAAGAAAAGGAAACUAGCACAGUAGGAAGACAGGUUGCUGAGUUGUCUUUUAGCUGUGGUGGUUUCUUUUUUUUGAAGAAAGGACCCACUACCUUUUUGGAGCAGCCCGUUGUUUUGUUUCAUUUGGCCCUCAUUCUCCUGCAGGUGUGAUUCAGACAUCAAAAAUCUACUGUUGCUGCAGCCAUAGGAACACAGUAUCUAUUGCAGGCUGAGAGAGUUCAGCUUGCCCUCAAGUGUGUGUAGUUGACAGUGUGCUAAAGCAUCCUUUAGAAAUACCAGGGCUGGCAGUGUGUGUCUUCCCCACAAUGUAUGUUGUUGGGGGUGGGGACUUGGGGGGUAACUUUUCCUGCCUCCAUCUAAGUUGAUAGUGGCUGGUUCUUGGAAAUAAUUGAGCAGGAGGAGGGAUCAGGGUUUUUUUUUCCCUGCAGUGGUUGCAGGGAAGGGGAAUAAGUGGCAGGCAGGGAAAGAGGGUAUUUAGAACAGAACUACAGAAAUUGCCCCGAGCUCACCCAUUGCCUUCCUUUCCCUGUUCUUUAGGGGCUUGCAGCACACACAGACCUUGUACAAGCGCAAGCAACCAUCCUCUCUCCCUAUGAUGUCCUUCUAAAAACUCAAUCAGGGCAGGAUUCACUAUCUGAAAGUGCCCCCCCACUCUUCUCCUCUACAGCUGUUUGUGCCACUCCUGUUCAUCAAAGGCAAACAAA